AUAAGACAACCUCCGAAAAUAAGCCCUAGUUAAAAUAAUGUGACAAAAAGAAUUCGUUAAAAAAUGCUGUUGAUUUAUUAAGUAUAAGUAAUAAUAUGUUUAGCUUUCCUUUCGUGAUUCUUUUCUCUUUCUUUAAGAAACCAAUUGUACAAUUUUUCUUCUAAAACACACGAUAUAUUGAAUGUGCUUUAAAGUACAAAAUAAGGGAUUUCCCCGAGCGGCACUUGUACGCACCAUCGAAGGUCCACGCUGUUCACACUACGGAACAGAGGGUAUACGGCGUUCAACGUAAAUAAUUUCAGUCUUUUAAAAUGAGUACAAAACGAAAGAGCUAUUCCGUCGAGUACAAAAAGGGAAUCGUGGAAGACUCCAGGGGUGUAAAUCUUGUAGCAUUCUGUAAAGAGAAGAUGCUGGAUCUCCGUAUGGUUCGUAAAUGGCGUGCAGACUACGAUUACCUGUGUCAACUGGUGGACCAAGGAAAUGAGAAAAAACGCAGAGUUGGAUCAGGUCGGCAGUCGUUAUUUUCUGAGUUGGAAGAUUGCAUCUGGGAAUGGAUUGCAGGCAGGAGAGCAAUGGCUUUGGUUGUGCGCAGGGCUGAUAUUCAAAAAUUUGCCCUUGAAACAGCAAUUGAAUUUGAUAUAUCCACAGAAGAAUUUAAAGCAUCGUCACACUGGUUGGACAACUUCCUUAAACGAUAUGAACUGUCUCUAAGGAGAUCAACAACAUUGUUUAAGCUGGAAGACAAUGAAGUUGUUAAGCGUGCACUUGCGUUUAAGCUUUUUGUUGAUGGCAUCGAUUUUUCGAAAUACCAACUCUCCAACAUGAUUGCUAUGGAUGAGACCGCGGUAUUCCUAGGCCAAGGAGCUCAAACGACAGUUCACCACAAGGCUUCUUCGUCAAUUUACGUUCCUUCUACCGGUUACGAUAGUGCACGUGUUACCUGUAUUUUGGCGAUUCGUCUAGAUGGCAAGAAAGUAUCGCCAUUUUUAAUCACUAAAGGUAAAAAAGACCAGAUUCAACGUGUUUCAGGAAUUUAUGUCAUUGAAAGUGAAAAAGCCUGGUGCACCCAAGCAGUUAUAAGAAAGUGGGUUGAUUUUAUGCUGCCACCACUGUUGAGGGGUCAGAAUAGAGGUUUACUAGUUUGGGAUUCAGCCAGUACUCACCGCGCUAAAGACAUGAAAAACUUUCUUGCUGAGAGGAAGAUUGAUCAAAUAAUGAUUCCGAUUGAUGAAUUGAUUGAUUGUGUUCAACAUUCAACACAUAAUAAAUUAGAAAAAAGUACUCUUGAUAGCGUUUUUACCACAUUAAAAUAUGUAUGGAAUCCUCAAUAAAAUUUCUCAUAUAAAUAAGGCAAAACAGUGGUAUUAAAGCUUGUAUCAAUAUCGCGCCUUUCCAAAUAUUGUUUCCAUCUUUUAUACUUGGCUAAUAGAUCGAAUAAGCAGAGUCUGCCUACUAAUAAACGUCGAAUUGUUCAGCCAACUCAUAAGCUCAAAAAAACAGAGCUCAAGAAGCAGAGUGAUAAGGAAAAGUUACAUUUUGGGAACUUUAAUAAAACAAAUUAGCAAAAAAAGCAGAUCCUAAAAUGUACAGGUUGCAUGUACACAUGCGUUAAACAAAGAAUUAUUCUAGUUCUCUGGUAAUCAUUCUUGGUAAAACGCUUGCAUACCUAUCCAUAGCACAGCCAUAAAAGACUGGUUCCUAACAAUAUUUCACAAAUAUGAAAUUAUUAAAACUUUUCAGCAGCAUAUUGUAGAAAUAAUACACAAAUUUAUGUUGGACCUAAACAUGAUAGACCUACUGAAGGAAGUUCCAUUGAAUAUCAGGCGAAAUAUUUAUUAUCAAUGUAAUGGCCCCAUUUUAGUAGAGCUGAAGCAAACCGUAUGUAUUCGGUACUGAGUAACGGGUAUGCCACCUAGUACCGAGAUACGAAACGUUACUCGCAAAUGCAUUUCGUUUCGUUACUCGUAUCCACUCGUAUCUGUCGUAUCCCUCGGUACCUAGUACCUAGCUUCACUGUUAUUAUCUGUUAUAGGUUAUGCACUUGCGUGAAUGUGUUCCAUUGACGUAUAACGUUACUUAAACGUUAUCGGUGAAUUUAAAAACGUUUGUAACAAUGUUUGAAAUUGGAAUAAAAACAAGGUAAGAAAAUAUUUUAUAUACAUUAUAAAUAUGUACCUAUGUUUUUGUUUUUUAAUAUCGCAUAUUUUCAA
This is a messenger RNA of Onthophagus taurus, 2210 nucleotides long. Lineage: Eukaryota; Metazoa; Arthropoda; Insecta; Coleoptera; Scarabaeidae. The record is from RefSeq and is a predicted model, not a curated record.